AUGUCAUCUGAACAACAAAUAAUAAUUAAAAAAGGGUGUAUAGAUAAAUACAUUGAUGAUCAUUCAAAUCAUGGUAAUCAUAUUAAAGAUAAAGAUAUAAUACUUCAAAUCAUUGAUCUAGUAACAGAUGAUCAAAGAAAUCAAUCAUUUUUAAUAUUAUCAGAUACAGAUAAACAGUUUAAAGCAACUAUUCAUUGUGUGGUAUCUACGCAACUAUCUAGAUAUUCUAUUAUAAAGAUUAAUGAUUUCAUUGUUGUUGGUGGUGGUGGUGGUGUUGGUAACCCUAACGAUCAUAGAAUAGAUAUUUAUGGAUUAGAAUGUAUAGGUCAUACUGAUACUGCUACUGCUAGUGUUCCAAUUGAAAAGUUUAAACUUGAAAAGGAAAAGGGAUAUGAUAGAACAGCUUACCAACUAUAUCACAAAAAAGAUAUUGUCACUGAAUUUAGUUUUGGUGUUGCACAUGUUGACGAUACGAUCAAUGCACAUUAUGCAAAGAUACAACAACAAGGAAAACAAAUACUACCUCUUUACAAGACUGGUGGAGCAAUUGAAUUGUAUGGGUCAUCAGGUACUGGUAAAUCAUACUGUUGUCUACUAAUGGUAGCUAAAUCAAUACUACCAAAACAAUGGAAACAAUUGGAUUUAGGUGGUAAUCAAAUGGGUGUCAUCUACUUUGAUAAUGACUUUAAAUUAGAUCUUUUACAAUUAAAAAGAAUAUUGUAUAUAAUGUAUAUUUCAAAAAAAAAUCAACAAACAAAUAAUAAUAAUAAUAAUAAUAUAGAAAAUAAUGAAAUUGGAAUGGAUAAAGAUGAAGAAUUUAAAGAAUUAUUUCAACAAUGUUUCAAGAGAUUGUUUAUUAUUAAACCAAGAGAUAGUGUUCAGUUGCGUAUUACUUUGCGUCAACUCCCAACACUUUUAGAGUCGGCUGCAAAGACUGUCGAUAUUCAUAUGGUUGUGAUUGAUUCGAUAUCGGCCUAUUAUUGGUUAGACAGAGAUGAAAGCUUGCAACAUACAACUUCAUGGGCCGAACCAUUGAGCAAUCUCAUUGAUCAAUACAAAACCAUUAUCGUCGGAGUUAAACAAGCAAUCUUUAAACGAGACAUGGAUUUUUCUGGAAAUAGAAACAAAUGGUUACCAUUGGUAAAACAUCGUUUCUUUUUCUCUCCUCAUUCCUUUUCUGAUCAAUCAUCAAAUAAUAAUAAUAAUAAUAAUAAUAAUAAUAAUAAUCAUCAAAAUAACAAUAAUAAUAAUUAUCAUUUUACUUUAUUUACACCAAAUAUUAAAUAA
This is a messenger RNA of Cavenderia fasciculata, 1287 nucleotides long. It is a transcript of the gene xrcc2, whose product is annotated as AAA ATPase domain-containing protein. The transcript has 2 exons. NCBI's taxonomy places the organism in Eukaryota, Evosea, Eumycetozoa, Acytosteliales, Cavenderiaceae. Gene Ontology annotation, cellular component: centrosome; Rad51B-Rad51C-Rad51D-XRCC2 complex; replication fork. Gene Ontology annotation, biological process: double-strand break repair via homologous recombination; DNA strand invasion. The record is from RefSeq and is a predicted model, not a curated record. Gene Ontology annotation, molecular function: four-way junction DNA binding. The coding region runs from base 1 to 1287 and encodes 428 amino acids.